UAUUUGUGAGGGAGUACACAUACUCUGACUAAACAGUCAAUCUCCUCCACACAGAAGGACUCCCAUCAUCCUCCAGUGUCUCCGUCUGUACUGAUGUGCCGUACAAACCCGGUGCACUCUACGGCCGUGCGGCUCACAGACGUGCUCUGACUCUCUACGAGGACAUUUUCUGUCUCUUCUCCAUCAACUUUUGUUGUUGCUGUUAUUCAGCCUUUUAACCAAAUCCACAGUCAGCAAUCUCACAAUAUCUGGGAUUGAUGAUGCAAAGAGGCCAAUAGAAGCGUGGGCCCGGCACCGUGGAUUGUUGUUUGGUGAGUGGAUGACAAUCGGGGGGGAAAGGCCCUCCCGCCAAUGGGAUCGCAGCUGCGGGGCCACAUGACCGCCCCCUCCUCUCCCAUUCAUCAGGGCUGGACUGUGUUGUCUUUUCAAUUCAUUUAUCUGCAGGAAUGAUUGCGACUAUCAGUCUAGAGCUCACCGCCUGACUGAGGAGGUGAAAGUUGCGCCACAGGAAGAUAAACCGCAAAAGACAAUAUUGCAUGCAUACGUGAAUUUGCGUGCGCCUCGGAUGAGCGGUAUAGGGGGAUUCCUCGCGUCUUAGAAAGUAAAGAAAAAAGCGGUGGAUUUGAGAGUUUGCUCAGUCGAGUGCGGUGCAGAAAGAGAUAGAGAGAGAGGGGGGAGGAAGAAUAUCUGUGGCUGAUUUUUUUAUUCCUGCUCUCAGUCGUCUCGGCGAGUCUGAAGACUGAAGAUGCUCCUGGACGCAGGACCACAGUAUCCCACCAUAGGAGUCACUACUUUCGGCUCCUCACGGCAUCACUCAACAGGCGAAGUCACAGAGAGAGAAGUGGCGUUGGGGAUAAAUCCGUUCGCCGACGGGAUGGGCGCCUUCAAAAUUAACCACAGCUCCCACGACAUCGGCUCCGGACAGACGGCGUUUUCCUCCCAGGCGCCCGGCUACGCCGCGGCCGCCCUGGGGCACCCGCACCACCCGACCCACGUUGGCUCUUACUCCACGGCGGCUUUCAACUCCACCAGAGACUUUCUCUUCAGGAACCGGGGCUUCGGGGACGCGGCCGGGGCGCAGCACAGUUUGUUCGCCUCGGGAAGUUUCGCAGGGCCACAUGGACACUCGGAUGCGGCGGGGCACCUGCUCUUCCCCGGGCUGCACGAGCAGGCGAGCCAUGCAUCCUCCAACGUGGUCAACAGCCAGAUGCGGCUGGGCUUCUCCGGGGACAUGUACGGAAGGGCAGACCAGUACGGCCACGUUACCAGCCCCAGGUCCGACCACUACGCAUCGACCCAGCUGCACGGCUACGGCCCCAUGAACAUGAAUAUGGCCGCGCACCACGGAGCAGGGGCCUUCUUUCGAUACAUGCGGCAGCCCAUCAAGCAAGAGCUCAUCUGCAAGUGGAUCGAACCCGAGCAGCUGACCAACCCCAAAAAGUCUCUUUUCAAUUCAUUUAUCUGCAGGAAUGAUUGCGACUAUCAGUCUAGAGCUCACCGCCUGACUGAGGAGGUGAAAGUUGCGCCACAGGAAGAUAAACCGCAAAAGACAAUAUUGCAUGCAUACGUGAAUUUGCGUGCGCCUCGGAUGAGCGGUAUAGGGGGAUUCCUCGCGUCUUAG
Messenger RNA from Cynoglossus semilaevis (tongue sole), 1621 nucleotides. RefSeq names its product zinc finger protein ZIC 1-like. Bases 746 to 1621 code for a protein of 291 amino acids. Lineage: Eukaryota; Metazoa; Chordata; Actinopteri; Pleuronectiformes; Cynoglossidae. The transcript has a single exon. The record is from RefSeq and is a predicted model, not a curated record.